CGCGCGCUUGUCCUCGCGGCGGGAGGACUGGGGGCCCACCCUCGGCCAUCGGGGGCUCCGGGGACGCCGCCUGCUGGCGCCAUGGCUGUCCCAGGUUGCAACAAGGACAGUGUCAGAGCAGGCUGUAAAAAAUGUGGCUACCCUGGUCAUCUGACUUUUGAAUGCCGCAACUUCCUCCGAGUAGACCCUAAAAGGGACAUCGUUUUGGAUGUCAGCAGCACAAGCAGUGAGGAUACUGAUGAAGAGAAUGAAGAACUAAAUAAAUUACAGGCCUUACAAGAAAAAAGAGUAAAUGAAGAUGAGGAGAGGAAAACAAAAGGCAAAGAAAAAUUCAAAUUGAAAAAAAAAAGGAAAAGGUCCUACUCACCCACUUCCACUGAAGAGGAUACUUCAAAACAGAAAAAGCAAAAAUCUCAGAAGAAAGAAAAAAAGAAAGAAAGAAAAAACAAGGCAAAAAAAGCAAAACAUCAUAAAAAGGAAAAAAAGAAGAGAAAAAAGGAAAAACAUUCUUCUGCAUCCGAUAGCCCUGAAAUCUCCAAGAAGUGACUGUGACUUUGACCUAAACCAUUGCAUUUUCAAAUUUGUUUUAUAAAAUUAUUUGACUGUGGGCUUUACUAUAUAAUAAUUCCUUGCAAUAAAUCGUAGUCCUUUCCAUAUAGAUUUUUUUGUUUAUAGGACCAUUAUCUCUUUAGCAAACUAUUUUCAAUGUGCUCUGACUAAAAGCAUUAAGUCAGUCUUGUAACUUGAUAGUCAUGCGUCAAAUACAAAACAUCGUUUUUGAUAUCUGUGUGUUUUUGGCUAGUGUUAGUUGAUUAUAAAAUGUCUCUGCUCUAGUCAGCACAGGGAAUCUACCUAGCCACUAAUGAAUAUUGCUGAAUCAAGUGUUCUAGUGACAUUGACAUUUUUAAUAGCUUUAUGUAUACUAUGGUGUAAUGUAUGAAAAUGGUGAAAAUUUUUAAUGUUGCUUUUAAACCUAUAAGUCUUUUUUUGAAUGCCAGAGGACAUGAAACUGCUUAUUGGGCCUGGCGAGGAUUUUUAAAUGAAUGGUGUCUGCAGGAGGAUGAUAAAUUAAAAUGUUUUUAACAAAUUAAAAUGUUUUUAACACUCUUUUAUGAAAUAAAAUACCUGUCUGCUUUAUUUUGGUAGCAAUUAAAAAUAUCUCUUGCCUGUUUGAAAAGACAAGUCUACUUCAGCCUAUUAGUAAGUCUCAGAGAUUAUGCUGUCUGGGGCAGGGUUUUAGGGCAGACUUCUGGGUUGUUUUACAAACACAUGUCAUAUUGGCAUGUGUUAAAGUGAUACCUCAAAGACAGACACUUUUAUUUAGGAGGACAGCAAAAUAUUAAGUAGAAAUGAUUUCUCUUAUACUCAGUAUGUAAAUUUGAUGAAGCUUGUUUCUAUGAGUAAUAUGGAAAAUUUUUAUAAGUGUCAACCUAUAUAUUUAUUUUGUCUGAAAUAGUUUGUAUAUAGGCUUGAUGCAGGGUUCACACUGAAUUUAGUUUCAUAAAUAACUGAUUUGACUUA
Molecule: messenger RNA, 1521 nt
Organism: Echinops telfairi (small Madagascar hedgehog)
Lineage: Eukaryota; Metazoa; Chordata; Mammalia; Afrosoricida; Tenrecidae
Gene: SREK1IP1
Product: SREK1 interacting protein 1
Exons: 5
Coding region: 82-546 (154 amino acids)
Molecular function (GO): nucleic acid binding; zinc ion binding
Source: RefSeq, a predicted model, not a curated record